CGAGAUUGUGCUUUUAGUUGCCUCUAUCAUGCUACAAAUGCAGCUAUCGAACUACGUUAGCUAGCUAACUUGAUAACACGAGCUCCUGCUUUGAAAGUCAGACUUGAUGACAAUUUCUGAGGAAGUACAGUACUGUUACAGUGGAUAAUUGUUUUAGUAUUGUAACUAGAUUGCUGUCUCAAUGAGGACACUUAGAGCACUGCAGAGAUUAAGCAGAGUCCCUGUCUGCCCUUGUCCACCACCAUUAUCUGGUAAGGUCAAUUUCUCUAUUUAGUCUAUGUCUGGCCGUCAGAUAGCUAAGCGAAUGAUAACUAAUAUGCUCUAAUGUUUACGUUUUCUUCUCUAUAGUUAGAUCAUGGAGCGUGGCACAGAGCCAAAGUUGCUCCAGCAGUUCAGCAGAGAAACCAAUGCCAUUAAACUCGAUGCUCAGACACCUAACCUCCAAGAUCAAAGCCACAGGUCCUAUCUCAGUGGCAGAGUACAUGAGAGAGGUUCUCACCAACCCAGUCACGGUAACUACUAGUUACACACACACACACACACACACACACACACACACACACAUUGUAAAGUAACCAGUCAGACUAUGCUAUUACUCUAUAGAAAUGUUUGCUUCAGAGAUGAAGUGGUCUAUUUCAUGUUCCAGGGCUAUUAUAUGCAGAAUGAUAUGCUUAGGCCAGAUGGAGAUUUCAUCACAUCACCCGAAAUUAGUCAGAUCUUUGGGGAGGUAAGCAUUGAUCCAGAACAAUAUUUCAAUUAACAUUAAAUUAAUACAUUUAUGUAUUGUUACAUGAUCAACAGUCUCUUGAUGUUCUAGUCUCUUGAUGUUGUUCCAAUCCCAAUGCCCUGAGUGAUGAUAAUGGUUUGAGCUCAUCACUUCUCUGCCUGUAGUUGCUGGGGAUCUGGUGUUUGAGUGAGUGGAUGGGAGCAGGGAAGCCCAGUCACUUCCAGUUAGUGGAGUUUGGACCAGGAAGAGGCUCCUUGGCCAAUGACAUUUUCAGAGUAUGUAUGUCCAGUCCAGUGCUGCUAAGUCUUACUAUAUUGCAAAAAUGCUGUGUGUGAACACACUAUUCAUGUCAGUUCAAUCUAUGAUCAGUGGAUGGAGCCAUUUCCACAUUUUGCCUGCUAUAUAUUGAAAUUAGUUUUCUUUUAAUCAAAACAUUUCUCUUGAUUUUGGACAGGCACAACCUGUCCUGACCCUCAUCAUGGAUGGGUUUCAGACCAGUGACUCAGAGUCCAUGAUCCAAUGAACUAAACUACACUGUCUCUGUCUGUUUGUCUCUCUGUCUGUCUUUCUGUGUCUGUCUUGUCCAGGUGUUCAGUCAGCUGCGUGGGGCCCUGGGUGAGGCUGCAGUCUCAGUGCACCUGGUGGAGGUGAGUCCUAAACUGAGCCAGGUGCAGGCCCAGUGUCUAACAGGAGACCAGAGCCAGGUGUCGGCCAGCGAGGAUGAGCCUGUGUACCGCCAGGGGACCACCACCACAGGCCUCCCCAUCUCCUGGUAUCGCAACCUGGACGAUGUCCCCAGAGGUAAUAAUUUAUCAUUUUAAAUUAUGAUUAUUUUAGUUAAUCUUAGUUUAGUUUAUCUCAUGUUGGACUACGUCCCCAAAGGUAGACAGGGUAGAAGCUUGGCUGGAGAUUAAUGAUGCAUGCUGUAAUAAUCUAUUGUUUUAGCUAUGGUAAGAUUUUAGUUAAUAGAAUUUACUGUUUGUGAAUUAGCAAAAAAAGGAAUUGUCCGUAGAGCUCCGAGACAGGAUUGUGUCGAGGCACAGAUCUGGGGAAGGGUACCAAAAAAUUUCUGCAGCAUUGAAGGUCCCCAAGAACACAGUCGGCUCCAUCAUUCUUAAAUGGAAGAUGUUUGGAACCACCAAGACUCUUCCUAGAGCUGGCCGCCCAGCCAAACUGAGCAAUCGGGGGAGAAGGGCCUUGGUCAGGGAGGUGAUCAAGAACCCGAUGGUCACUCUGACAGAGCUCUAGAGUUCCUCUGUGGAGAUGGGAGAACCUUCCAGAAGGACAACCAUCUCUGCAGCACUCCACCGAUCAGGCCUUUAUUGUAGAGUAGCCAGACAGAAGCCACUCUUCUGUAAAAGGCACAUGACAGCCCGCUUGGAGUUUGCCAAAAGGCACCUAAAGGACUCUCAGACCAUGAGAAACAAGAUUCUCUGGUCUGAUGAAACCAAGAUUGAACUCUUUGGCCUGAAUGCCAAGCGCCAUGUCUGGAGGAACCCUGGCACCAUCCCUACGGUGAAGCAUGGUGGUGGCAGCAUCAUGCUGUGGGGAUGUUUUUCAGCGGCGGGGACUGGGAGACUAGUCAGGAUCAAGGAAUAGAUGAACGGAGUAAAGUACAGAGAGAUCCUUGAUGAAAACCUGCUCCAGAACGCUCAGGACCUCAGACUGGGGCGAAGUUCACCUUCCAACAGGACAACGACCCUAUGCACACAGCCAAGACACCGCAGGAGCGGCUUCGGGACAAGUCUCUGAAUGUCCUUGAGUGGCCCUGCCAGAGCCCGGACUUGAACCCGAUCGAACAUCUCUGGAGACCUGAAAAUAGCUGUGCAGCAAUGCUCCCCAUCCAACCGGACAGAGCUUGAGAGGAUCUGCAGAGAAGAAUGGGAGAAACUCCCCAAAUACAGGUGUGCCAAGCUUGUAGCAUCCUACCCAAGAAGACUCGAUGCUGGAAUCGCUGCCAAAGGUGCUUCAACAAAGUACUGAGUAAAGGGUCUGAAUACUUAUGUAAAUGUGAUAUUUCAGUUUUGUAUUUUUAAUAAAUUAGCAAACAUUUCGAAAUACCUGUUUUUGCUUUGUCAUUAUGGGGUAUUGUGUGUAGAUUGAUGAGGGGAAAAAACAAUUAAAUCAAUUUUAGAAUAAGGCUGUAACGUAACAAAAUGUGGGAAAAGUCAAGGGGUCUAUAUAUUUUCCUUUAUUAUUUUCCCCUAACCCUACCACCCCUCUCCUAAUUAGAGUAAACUAAUGGACAACAACACCUAGGCUUCUACUUCCAUCUUAUACAUACUAUAUACAUUUUACGGACACAAUGCAACAGUUAUCUUUUGUAUAGCUCAGUUGGUAGAGCAUGGCGCUUGCAACGCCAGGGUUGUGGGUUUGAUUCCCACGGGGGGGCCAGUAUGAAAAUGUAUGCACUCACUAACUGUAAGUCGCUCUGGAUAAGAGCGUCUGCUAAAUUACUAAAAUUUUUGUUUGUAAUCCCAUCCUUCAGCUACCAUUAACCCCUCCCAUCCAUCUCCAAGCCCAUCCAGCUUUAUUUAUACUUUGCCAUAUAUUUUUAACUGUGCUGUUUCACAAAAGUUCCGAACCCAUAUACAUUUUAUGGACACAGCAUAUUUUACGUUACUUAUCUUGUUGUUUUUAAUCCCACCCUUCAGCUCCACUCAACCCCUCCCAUCUAUCCCCCAACACCAUCCAUUAUUUUAUUAUAUUUUCCAUACAUUUUUCAACUGUGCUGUGAUGUUUCACAAAGGUUCUGAACCUUUCUAUUCUCAUAGUUUCUACAGAUUGUAAAUUAAAGAUAAACAAUUUUGCUAAAAGUAUUAUUAUAUUAUUGAUCGAUUGACUAUGACUUUUCAAAUCACCCAGUAGUGCUAUCUGUAGAGUAAGCUCCAGGUAAAUGUUGCACUUCUUCAACCAUUCCUGGACCUGCGACCAAAAACAAGCUACAUAUGGACAGUACCAAAACAAAUGAUCUAAUGAUUCUGUCUCUUCACAGGCAAAAACUGCAGAGCUGGGAUGGUUGUAUCCCCCAUAUAUAUAACAUUCUAUUGGUUGCAAGAAUUUUGUAUAAUCAUUUAGAUUGAACAAUUCUAAGUUCUGAAUCCGGCGUUGUUUUGCCUAUCAGUUCAUAAACCAUGUGCCAUGGAAUCGGUACAUCGCAAAUCUCUUCCCAACUAUUUUGCAAUCUAAAUUGCACAGCUGUCAAUUUUAUUGGUCCUUAAAUGAAACUGGUAUACUUUUUUAUUUAUCACAAUUUUGUUUAACCAAUUUUGGUCUUCAAUGCAGGGCCAACAGACUAGUUCCUUACUUUUUCCCCCUUCUACUUGCCUUUUACAUUUUUGCCGUAAUGCUGCAAUUAGUUGGUUGUAAUUUUGGGUAGAGCAGACAUUUCCAUACAUUUUUGUUAGCUGCAUGUGUGACAACUCCACCAGUCCUAUGAUAUAAUUUGCAAAGAUUAUACCUGUUGUAAAAGUUUUUUUGAAAAAUAAUGUUUUUUUAAAUCAAUUAGUGUAUUUGAGUUCAAUAUUUCUUAUAUUAUUUGUUCUGUCUUUUCUGGUGGAUUAAACUGAAAUUGCAACCAACUUUGUAUGGCUUGUUUUAAAAAUAGCGAUAUUUUGGAGAUUAUUUCAUUUUCAAAUAACCGAAAGUGAGAGGUUGUAAACUGAAUAAAGGGGAAAAGGCCAUUCUUGAACAUGGGGUGAGACAUUCUUAGUAAUCUGCUAGAGAACCAGUUCGGAUUUAAAUAUAACUUUUGUAUGACUGACGCCUUUAGUGAGAGGUCUAAUGCUUUAAUAUGUAAUAAUUUCUGCCCUCCGAAUUCAUAUUCAUUAUAUAAAUAGGCCCGUUUAAUUUUGUCUGGCUUGCCGUUCCAAAUAAAAUGGAAUAUAUUUUGCUCAUAUUACAUUUACAUUUUAGUCAUUUAGCAGACGCUCUUAUCCAGAGCGACUUACAGUUAGUGAGUGCAUACAUUUUUCAUAUAAUUUUAAAAAAACAGGUCGCUAGGUGUAGGCAAGACCAUAAGUAAAUAGGUAAACUGGGAUAUGACUAAAGAGUUAAUCAGGGUGAUUUUUUUUCCCCACAAAUAGACAGGUAUUUUCCUUUCCAUGGUAGCAAAAUCUUAUCUAUUUUUGCUAACUUUCAAUUAAAAUGUAUUGUAGUAAGAUCAUUUCUUUAUUUCGGGAUAUGUAUACCGAGUAUGUCCACAUCACCGUCAGACCAUUUUAUUGGUAAACUACAUGGUAAUGUAAAAGUUGUAUUUUUUAGUGAUCCAAUACGUAAUAUAGGACACUUAUCAUAAUUUUGUUGUAAUCCAGAGAGGUUAGAAAUAGUAUCUAGAUCCUCUGAGGCUGUGGAGGGAUCCAAAUUGUGGAUUUAAAAGAAAGCAUGAAUCAUCAGCGUACAAUGACAUCUUUGUUUUUAAGCCCUUGAUUUCUAACCCCUUGAUAUUAUUGUUGGAUCUGAUUUUAAUAGCUAACAUUUCGAUGGCCAUAAUAAAUAGAUAUGCCGAUAGUGGACAACUUUGUUUUACUCCUCUUGACAGUUUAAUACUUUCAGAGAAGUAGCCAUUAUUUACUAUUUUACACCUAGGGUUACUAUACAUAACUUUAACCCAUUUUAUAAGAGAUUUUCAGAAAUUGAAAUGUUCCAGGCAUUUAUAUAUAUAUUCCAGUCGUACUUUAUCAAAAGCUUUUUCAAAGUCAGCUAUGAAUAGCAGGCCUGGUUUCCCAGAUUUGUCAUAGUGUUUGAUUGUUUCCAGUACUUGUCUUAUAUUAUCUCCAAUGUGUCGUCCAUGUAAAAAAAAAACCUGUCUGAAUAGGGUAAAUAAUAUCCGACAAUAUAUUUUUAAUUCUAUGCGCUAUGCAUUUUGCUAGAAUUUUUGCAACACAACACUGAAGUGUAAGGGGCUUCCAACUUUUUAAAUGGACCGGAUCUUUAUAUUUACCACUUGGAUCCUGUUUCAGUAAUAAGGAAAUCACACCUUCUUGUUGAGUAUCUGAUAAUCUAUAAUUUUUGUAGGAGUGGUUAAAACAUGCUAAUAACGGUCCUCUGAGUAUAUCUAAAAAGGUUUGGUAUACCUCCACUGGUAUGCCAUCACAACCCUGGAGUUUUCCCAGACUUAAAGUCUUUAAUUGUAUCAAGAAGUUCCUCCUCUGUAAUUUGGCCUUCACAUGAGUAUUUCUGUACAGCUGUUAAUUUUACAUUAUUAAUAGAAAAAAAUCCAUACAGUUAUCUUCGGUUAGUGGAGAUGGAGGAGAAUGAAACGAAAAAAUGUGCUUAAAGUACUUUGCUUCCUCUUUCAAAAUAUUGUUUGGUGAAUCAUGGGUGACUCCAUCAUUUGUCACAAGUUUCAGUAAAUUAUUUUUGGUAGCAUUUCAUGUCAAAGAUUAAAUCAUAAUUUGGUGGCAUUUUUCCCCAUGUUCCAUCCAGUUCGCUUAAUUUUUAUAAUAUAUUACACGUGAUCUUUCUUGAAUAAGUUCCUCCAUUUAUUUUUGUUUUUCCUCUAACUUGUUCUGUGCCUCUAUGGUACAGUUGUUAUUGCUAUCUAUUUGUACUAUUAGUCCUUCCACUUCCAAUUAGCUAUUUAUUGGCAUUUUUUAUUUCAAACAGGCUUCAGCAUCUACCUCGCUCAUGAGUUCUUUGAUGCCUUACCCAUCCACAAAUUCCAGGUACAUUUACUUCACCAGCUAUUUUGAUUAUAUAUACUCUAUAUAAUUGCUCCUGUAAGUCGCUCUGGAUAAGAGCGUCUGCUAAAUGACAAAAAAUAAAUAAUAAUAUAUAUAUAUAUAUAUAUAUAUAUAUAUAUAUAUAUAUAUAUAUAUAUAUAUAUAUAUAUAUACAGUGAGGGAAAAAAGUAUUUGAUCCCCUGCUGAUUUUGUACGUUUGCCCACUGACAAAGAAAUGAUCAGUCUAUAAUUUUAAUGGUAGGUUCAUUUGAACAGUGAGAGACAGAAUAACAACAAAAAAAUCCAGAAUAACGCAUGUCAAAAAUGUUAUACAUUGAUUUGCAUUUUAAUGAGGGAAAUAAGUAUUUGACCCCUCUGCAAAACAUUACUUAGUACUUGGUGGCAAAACCCUUGUUGGCAAUCACAGAGGUCAGAUGUUUCUUGUAGUUGGCCACCAGGUUUGCACACAUCUCAGGAGGGAUUUUGUCCCACUCCUCUUUGCAGAUCUUCUCCAAGUCAUUAAGGUUUCGAGGCUGACGUUUGGCAACUCGAACCUUCAGCUCCCUCCACAGAUUUUCUAUGGGAUUAAGGCCUGGAGACUGGCUAGGCCACUCCAGGACCUUAAUGUGCUUCUUCUUGAGCCACUCCUUUGUUGCCUUGGCCGUGUGUUUUGGGUCAUUGUCAUGCUGGAAUACCCAUCCACGACCCAUUUUCAAUGCCCUGGCUAAGGGAAGGAGGUUCUCACCCAAGAUUUGACGGUACAUGGCCCCGUCCAUCGUCCCUUUGAUGCAGUGAAGUUGUCCUGUCCCCUUAGCAGAAAAACACCCCCAAAGCAUAAUGUUUCCACCUCCAUGUUUGACGGUGGGGAUGGUGUUCUUGGGGUCAUAGGCAGCAUUCCUCCUCCUCCAAACACGGCGAGUUGAGUUGAUGCCAAAGAGCUCGAUUUUGGUCUCAUCUGACCACAACACUUUCACCCAGUUCUCCUCUGAAUCAUUCAGAUGUUCAUUGGCAAACUUCAGACGGCCCUGUAUAUGUGCUUUCUUGAGCAGGGGGACCUUGCGGGCUCUGCAGGAUUUCAGUCCUUCACGGCGUAGUGUGUUACCAAUUGUUUUCUUGGUGACUAUGGUCCCAGCUGCCUUGAGAUCAUUGACAAGAUCCUCCCGUGUAGUUCUGGGCUGAUUCCUCACCGUUCUCAUGAUCAUUGCAAUUCCACGAGGUGAGAUCUUGCAUGGAGCCCCAGGCCGAAGGAGAUUGACAGUUCUUUUGCGAAUAAUCGCACCAACUGUUGUCACCUUCUCACCAAGCUGCUUGGCGAUGGUCUUGUAGCCCAUUCCAGCCUUGUGUAGGUCUACAAUCUUGUCCCUGACAUCCUUGGAGAGCUCUUUGGUCUUGGCCAUGGUGGAGAGUUUGGAAUCUGAUUGAUUGAUUUCUUCUGUGGACAGGUGUCUUUUAUACAGGUAACAAACUGAGAUUAGGAGCACUCCCUUUAAGAGUGUGCUCCUAAUCUCAGCUCGUUACCUGUAUAAAAGACACCUGGGAGCCAGAAAUCUUUCUGAUUGAGAGGGGGUGAAAUACUUAUUUCCCUCAUUUAAAAUGCAAAUCAAUAUAUAACAUUUUUGACAUGCGUUUUUCUGGAUUAUUUUUUUGUUAUUCUGUCUCUCACUGUUCAAGUAAACCUACCAUUAAAAUUAUAGACUGAUAAUUUCUUUGUCAGUGGGCAAACGUACAAAAUCAGCAGGGGAUCAAAUAGUUUUUUCCCUCACUGUAUAUAGAUCUUGAUAGCAGAUCACAAAGAAUUGAGAAAAAUGUAUUGUAAUUACCAUUUGAUCCAUUGCGUUGUGUGGUGCAUUGAUUGUGAUGUGGGCACAGAGAACAGAGAAGGGCUGGAGGGAGGUGAUGGUGGAUAUUGACCCAGAUGAGCCAGGCAAGCUGAGGCUUGUCAUAGUGCCAGCUCCCACUCUGGCCUCUACUCAACUCAUACAGGUGAGUGCUGCGUGUUGAUGCUUAACUCAGACCAUCUUUAAUAACAAAUACAAAAAUCGUAUCACAUUUAGUUUGUAUGUAUCAGUUGAAAGAUUCAAAUGAAAAUGAUCGUAAGCAUUUUAUCAGAUUUAUCUAAAUUUAGCAAUCGCUGAUGUUCAAUGUGAAUGGAUGUCUCCUAGAUUGAAAAAAAAAAAAAAACGGUUAUAUAUCUUUGCUAAACCUACCUGUACACUACCAGUCAAAAGUUUAGACACACCUACUCAUUCAAGGGUUGUUCUUCAUUUUUACAAUUUUCUACAUUGUAGAAUAAUAGUGAAGACAUCAAAACUAUGAAAUAACACAUAUGGAAUCAUGUAGUAACCAAAAAAGUGUUAAACAAAUCAAAAUAUAUUUUAUAUUUGAGAUUCUUCAAAGUAGCCACCCCUUGCCUUGAUGACAGCUUUGCACACUCUUGGCAUUCUCUCAACCAACUUCAUGAGGUAGUCACCUGGAAUGCAUUUCAAUUAACAGGUGUACCUUGUUAAUUUGUGGAAUUUAUUUCCUUCUUAAUGCGUUUGAGCCAAUCAGUUGUGUUGUGACAAGGUAAGGGGGGUGGGGGGGUAAACAGAAGAUAGCCCUAUUUGGUAAAAGACCAAGUCCAUAUUAUGGCAAGAACAGCUCAAAUAAGCAAAGAGAAACGACAGUCCAUUACUUUAAGACAUGAAGGUCAGUCAAUACGGAACAUUUCAAUAACUUUUAAAGUUCUUCAAGUGCAGUCACAAAAACCAUCAAGCGCUAUGAUGAAAUUGGCUCUCAUGAGGACCGCCACAGGAAUGGAAGACCCAGAGUUACCUCUGCUGCAGAGGAUAAGUUCAUUAGAGUUACCAGCCUCAGAAAUUGCAGCCCAAAUAAAUGCUUCACAGAGUUCAAGUAACAGACACAUCUCAACAUCAACUGUUCAGAGGAGACUGUGUGAAUCAGGCCUUUAUGGUCGAAUUGCUGCAAAGAAACCACUACUAAAGGACCAAUUAGAAAAAGAGACUUGCUUGGGCCAAGAAACAUGAGCAAUGGAAAUUAGACCAGUGGAAAGUUGUGCUUUGGUCUGGAUCCAAAUUUGAGAUUUUUGGUUCCAACCGCCGUGUCUUUGUGAGACGCCGUGUCUUUGUGAGACGCGGUGUGGGUGAACGGAUGAUCUCUGCAUGUGUUUUUCCCACCGUAAAGCAUGGAGGAGGAGGUGUUAUGGUGUGGGGGUGCUUUGCUGGUGACACUGUCUGUGAUGUAUUUAGAAUUCAAGGCACACUUAACCAGCAUGGCUACCACAGCAUUCUGCAGCGAUACGCCAUCCCAUCUGGUUUGGGCUUAGUGGGACUAUCAUUUGUUUUUCAACAGGACAAAGACCCAAUACACCUCCAGGAUACCAAGAGUGUCUACUUUGAAGAAUCUUAAAAUCUAAAAUAUAUUUUGAUUUGUUUAACACUUUUUUGGUUACUACAUGAUUCCAUAUGUGCUAUUUCAUAGUUCUGAUGUCUUCACUAUUAUUCUACAAUGUAGAAAAUAGUAAAAAUAAAGAAAAACCCUUGAAUGAGUAGGUGUGUCCAAACUUUUGACUGGUACUGUACAUUGACACAAACACACUCAAAUUGCUCGACAAACUACUUUUUCCUUAAAAGUCUGAACGUCUGUGCAGCAUCUGGUUUUUAUUACCGGUGUUUAUGCAGUAUAUACAGUACCAACGUAUUUAAUCUGGCCUCUCUGGAAGAGUGCAGGGGCUUUGAACAGUGUGCCAAAGCCUUACAUCAUGAGUGAGCUUGGGUGAAACCCCCUUACUGGUUUAAAAUCCUGGCUAAUGGCUGCAGCCCCUGCCUGACUGUGUAUCUCAGGUUCCACAUACUGUAGUAGAGUUUGUUAACCUUAACGCUGUUCUCACUGCGCUCGCCAGGUAAAAGCCCUACAUAAUCUUAUCAGUUGCUCUGUCAUCUCUGUGGUCUAAUGGGGUUUUCCAUUACAAGUAGACAGGCCUAUAGGUUUUAAUACUCCACUUUAGUCUCUUUUUCCCCUCAUAGAUGUCCCAACGUGUGUUCCCUGAUAGUCUAAGGGUCUGUCACAAAUCGCACCCUAUUCCCUUUAUAGUGCACUACUUUUGACCAGGCCCAAUAGGGCUCUGAUCGAUAGUAGUGCACUAUAUAGGGAAUAGGGUGCCAUUUGGGACGUAUCCUAACCCACCAAAGCUAUCCCCUGCUCGUUUUGUGAUGCCUUGGGGCUUAGAGCCAGUGCUGCUAAGUGGAGAUGAAUUGGAAGCAAUGUCAUGUAUAAUUGCUGAUGUGUGUGCUCAGGCCCAGACGAGGUAAGCAGAGCUGCUCUUGUUUUUGUUCUGAAACCCCUCACCUCCUAGGCAGGUGAAAAGAGACGGCACGUGGAGGUCUGCCCGGACGGAGGGGUCAUCGUCCAGCGCCUAGCCAAUCGGAUCGCCGAAGACGGGGGUGCAGCAUUGAUUGCUGACUACGGGCACGACGGGACCAAGAUGGACACGUUCAGAGUAAGUGUCAGCAUGUCUCCAACAUGGCCCGUUUAUCAGCAGGUUUUAAUAUGGUCUGUGUGUGUGUGACUGUGAGUCUCUGUGUGUAUGGUAAAGUGAUUAGCCGAGCAAGCCUCAGCUACAAGGAAACAGAUGCAGGAAGCCGACAUGCCUCUCUUGCCCUUUGCUGGUAGGCACACGGAAAUCAGGGUCAACUGCCCUCCAGUCCUGUUCCUGGGGUUCCACCCUAACCCAGCCCCAUCUGGCCCCUAUUAAGAGGGGUGGGCUCUGCCUGGUUCCCUGGCUCUGAGACUCACUGAUGUGUGUGAUGAAAAGGGGGGGAGAGGUUCAAGCAAGCGGCCCCCUCCUUCAAAAGACGGGGAAUCACAGAAUCCCAUCUGUUAACAAGGCAGCCAUGUUCCAGGCAGGCUCACACUUAUGUCACUAGAUGAAGAUAUUAUCAAUCGUUGCUCAUGAGAGGAGAGACCUGAUUUGGUAUAAAAAAAGGGAAUUAUUUCAGAUCAAUGCAAUUUUUAACAACUAACGAAUUAAAUCCAAUGAAAAUGUUAGAAUACACAAAUAAGGAACUGUAGUAGUCAUACGUCAUGUCUACCAUUUCUGUCAAUACACCAGAACACCUCUCCUGUCCCCCACCCCCAGGGUUUUAAAGGUCAUAAGCUCCAUGAUGUCCUAGCCUCCCCCGGCUCUGCUGACCUGACUGCUGACGUGGACUACAGUUACCUGAGGAGGAUGGCUGGAGCUACGGUGGCCUGCAUGGGCCCUGUCUCUCAGAGGGACUUCCUGAAAAAUAUGGGCAUCGAUACACGCUUACAGGUGGGAAGGAGCACUGUGUUCACACUUCCCUGUUCCACUUAUUUAUACAUGGGGCUAAGGUGACCACUGUAUUAACAAUCAGUUUGUAUCCGUUUCUUUCAAAGCAUUAAGUUAAGUGGAUGCUCAUGGUUUUCAACUGGCCGAUUGGGGCUUUUAAGAUAACUUGGGCUUUUACUUUGCCCUCUACUCAAUUAGCUUUGUCUAAUUCUAACGUUGUGUCUUCAGGUUCUGCUGAGGAACUGUGCAGCCCCGUCCACAAGGUCCCAGUUGAUCCAGGGCUAUGACAUGCUGACCAACCCCCUGAAGAUGGGCGAGAGGUUCCAGUUCUUCACCAUGCUCAACCACAGUCGCCUCACCAGGACCGAGCCUGAGCAGUCCAAGGGGGGGAAGAAGAUGGCCCCAGUGCCCAAGAAGGGCCCAGCGCCCCUGCCUGUGGCUGGCUUCAGUGAGCUUGGCCUCUCGUAAAGAACGGACCCAGAUACUCACCAUGGGUUCCUCUGCACUGCAGAGGCUGUGUGUCAACUCACCUGUGAAGGCACUUAAAAGUUGCACCCAUAAAUGUUAUACUAUACCUUGCUUAUACAUUUACAUUUGACGUUUUAGUCAUUUAGCAGACUAUCUAGAGCGACUUACUUAUUUUCAUACUUGUUUCGUACUGGUCCCCUGUGGGAAUCGAACCCACAAUCCUGGCAUUGCAAGCGCCAUGCUCUACCAACUGAGCCACACGGGAUUAUGUACACAAGACCCUCGGAAGCUAUAGGGUUUGGUCUGACUGUGGUGUGAGUUUGGUUUGAAAAGUUGAACUGAUGUGCUGAUAAAAUUUUAAGAAUUAUGCACCUUACCUCACUGAAGGAAGAUGGUGACUGACAUCUUUCUCUAUCAUGUAUAUGUUCAUUAGACCAACAUAUAAUUCAGAGUGGUAGAGAAUGU
Molecule: messenger RNA, 12631 nt
Organism: Coregonus sp. 'balchen'
Lineage: Eukaryota; Metazoa; Chordata; Actinopteri; Salmoniformes; Salmonidae
Source: the annotation of a GenBank genome assembly